AUGAUCCGCGCAUGUGUUUUCCUUUGCAUUUUGGCAUUUGCCGUAUCUGAUUACGAUAAGAAAUACGAUUAUGGCGCCAAUAUUUACCGUCCAGGAGGGUUUGGUGGAGGAAAUCUUGGAUUAAGUGGUCUUGGCGGGGGAAAUCUUGGAUUAAGUGGUCUUGGCGGAGGACAAUUUGGAUUUAAUCGUAUUGGCGGAGGAAAUGUUGGAUUAAGUGGUAUCGGCGGAAAGAAUCUUGGAUUAAAUCUUGGCGGAGGUCUUGGCAGAGGUCUUGGCGGAGGAAACGUUGCAUUAGGUGGUCUUAGCGGAGGGAAUCUUGGAUUAAGUCUUGGCGGAGAAAAUUUUGGAUUUAGAGGUAACUUUGGUGGACUCCAAGUGACAAGACGUUCAUCUUUUGGGCCAGGAAGUGCAGCCUCGGCAAGUGCUGCUUCUUCUGGUGGAUCUGCUGCUGCUUCAGCUGCUGCAUCAUCUCCAUCCUUAGGUGGCUCAAUAUUCCCAGGAAGGGUUAACUCUUUUCCCCAACCGUACAGAUUUCCUGAACAAUAUGGCUUUCCUGGUGGACAAUACAACUUUCCUGGCGGACAAUACAACUUUCCUGGCAGACAAUAUGGAUUAACCGGACAAUAUGGCUUUUCUGGACAAUAUGGCUUCCCCGGACAAAUCGGCUUUCCUGGACCGUUCAACUUUCCUGGUCAACAACCUCAGUACGGGAUCAGUCCUCUCCCCAAGAGAAAGGUUUAUUAAAGAAUAUUCGGAUAAGCACCCACUAGACAAUGGAUCAUUGGAUACACAAUGUUAUUGUUGAUUUCGGUUACUUGUUGGGGUUUUUCAAUAAAUAUUACAUGAACAUUCUU
Molecule: messenger RNA, 854 nt
Organism: Magallana angulata
Lineage: Eukaryota; Metazoa; Mollusca; Bivalvia; Ostreida; Ostreidae
Product: ATP-dependent RNA helicase glh-1-like
Exons: 2
Coding region: 1-744 (247 amino acids)
Source: RefSeq, a predicted model, not a curated record